UAUAGGUUUAAAGGAAGCACCAAUCGCAAAGGUUACCUAACAGAAUUCUGUGAGCUCCAUGGAAGUGAGUAUAUGGAAAUGCUCAUGCACGUUUCUGUUCGAUGGUUGAGCCUGGAGAAGUGUUUGACUCGUAUCCUGCAGCAGUAUGAGCCACUGGCCAGCUACUUCAAGUCAUUAAAUGACAAACAGCCAAGGUUCAGGAGGCUUGUGGAGGCAUUCUCUGACUCAAUUACAGAGGUGUACCUACUGUUCUUUCAAGCAACUUUUCCAGUCUUCUCCACAUUCAACCUCCUCCUCCAGAGAGAGAAGUCGUCAAUCUUCCUACUACAUGAUGAGAUGAGGGGUUUUAUCCGCAAGCUGCUCUCAAAGUUUCUGAAGCCCGCAGCAUUGCAGCACCGGGAACUGCAUGAAAUAUGCUUUAAGGAGCCAUCCAACCAACUGCCAGGAGAAAAGUUGGUGAUUGGCUUCACUACUCGAGUUACACUCAACAGGCUCCUUGAAGCAGGAGCCAUUACACCGCAGCAAGUGCAGAGGUUCCAGAAGGCAGCAGUGGCGUUUCUGGAAAGGGCUGUGGAGUAUGCCAUCAAGAAACUCCCCAUGAAAGAGCCUCUGAUUAAACAUGCCAUGUUUCUGGAUGUCCAGCAGAGAGCAGAGUGUGGAGUGGAAGAUGCCUUCUACUUUGUCAAGUUGGGCUAUCAAGUAAAGUACAUUUUAUCUAUAGUGCCAAAUCCUAACACAAGUUAUCUCAAUAUGCUUUGCAAGUAG
This is a messenger RNA of Gadus morhua (Atlantic cod), 765 nucleotides long. RefSeq lists its product as uncharacterized. The coding region runs from base 73 to 765 and encodes 230 amino acids. NCBI's taxonomy places the organism in Eukaryota, Metazoa, Chordata, Actinopteri, Gadiformes, Gadidae. The transcript has 5 exons. The record is from RefSeq and is a predicted model, not a curated record.